Messenger RNA from Raphanus sativus (radish), 1182 nucleotides. RefSeq lists its product as uncharacterized. The coding region runs from base 65 to 1156 and encodes 363 amino acids. Lineage: Eukaryota; Viridiplantae; Streptophyta; Magnoliopsida; Brassicales; Brassicaceae. The transcript is spliced from 7 exons. The record is from RefSeq and is a predicted model, not a curated record.
GAAGAAUUGCUUCGAUCGCUAGCUGAGAUCUUUGAUUUGCUUUGUUUAUUGAUUAGGUUUACAAAUGGCGUAUAAUUUGCAGGAUGACUCUUUGGUUUUCGGAGAAGUUGAUGACAUCUUAGAAAGAUCCAGAUAUAGCUGGUUGAGUUCUAGCGAAGUCCGUGACAUCUUCAUGUUGCAUCCAAACCAUGUCUACUCUCUUGAGACAGUUGAUGGAUACCGACAAGGCCUUUUUCUGUUCAGCACGCUCUCUCAGUUUGAUUUUGUAGACUGGGGGGAGACACAGCAUAAGAGAACGGCAGAAGACACCCCUUUGUACUAUAAGAGAAGCCGUAUAUCUCUAGUUCCGUUGACAACUUACGAGAGGAGAGUCUACAAACCCAUUCAGAACGAAUUUCAGGAUUCUGUUUUGGUACACUACCGAGUGACUACCGAGAGUGCAUCAGAAGGAGAUUCGUCUGGUGUUGAUACUGACAAGUCCGGAGACUCUGGGGGAGAUAAUGAAGAUGAUGUCAUGGAAAACGUAGACGAAGCAGACAAUUCCGGAGAUAACGCUAUGUCAGGGCAGGAAGAUUCUUCCAGUUCUGAUAGUGAUGAUCCUCCUAAUUGCAAUGGCCACGAUGCUCAUGUCGUGAAGAUGUCUAAGAUGGACUUAAACAGUGACGACGAGAAAGACUUCGUGGAGACAAUUUUUACUCGCACUAUCGAUAUGCUUUCAGAUGAUGAUAAGAAGCUACCUCAGGUUCACAAACAACCAUGCCGCAUUGUUUACACUGAUUAUCAGCCAACUCAGCUCCAGCACUAUGUCUUUCUUGCCGGAGGCAAUGGGGUUUACUUGGUUUUGGAUGAAAAUGCUAAGUUUCACGAGGAUAGCUUCCAGAAGGCUCUUAACGCACUGGUUCUUGCUAAUGAUGGUGACAUAAAAAGAGAGAACAGAAAGUCUCAAAAGGGAUUACUUGGUGAAGAACGUGAUGUCUUCAAAUUAAUGAAAAUGAUAAUUCCCGUGAGUUUGUUCAGGUUCAGCAAAGAGGAACGUGAGGCAUUUGCGAUGCAGGUGUCUAAGAUGGACUUAAACAGCGACGAUGAGAAAGACUUCGUGGAGACAAUCUUUAAUAGCACAAUCGAUAAGAAUCUUCCUCAGGCAAGCCUUCAUUAAACCACUUUCUAAGAUGCCUGAGAGUU